GGCGACGCGUCAUCCCUGCCCGGCUGCCCCCCUUCAUUUCCGUGUCCUCUUCAAUUUGCAGAGAAGCAGCAGCAGCAACGCCGCCUCCGCCUCCGCCUUCCCGUUCACACCGCCGCUCCGCUCUUCUCCUCGCCCCCAGCCGCCGCGGCCGCCAUGCCCUAGCGCCGUAUUCUCCGCCCCGAGCUCCGUCGGCUGCCUCCAGCGCCCACCGUGGCCGGACGCGCUCCCCGCAUCUGGGCGGGCGGGCGGGCCGGUCGUCGGCGCGCCCCUGCCGCUCCGUCGCCGGUGCCAUUGUACUUGUAUUAAUCCCCUGUGAUCAUCACCAGUACUAGGGAUGCGUUCCUCAGAAAAUAAAACAGUGUGCUCCAACUCACUACGAUCAUCAAAAAGGAGGAAAGAGACCUCUUCGGAGUUGAUUCCUGUAUCAAACAGACCAAGUCGACGUAAUGCUUCCCGCCAGUGUAAAUCUGAUUCUCCUUUGAAGGGAUCACCAAGGAAAGAUAGGAAUGCUACUCUGGCAAAAAGCAUAAAGAAGAAAUAUCAUUGUAGUCCUAUGAAACGGCGGAGGGGUUCAGAUUCUGUUGCUGGAAAAAUUGUAACAGGACUAGUUGCGAGGAGGAAGAAAAAAAGAAAAAGGCAAAAUAUUGAUGAUGCAAUUCGCUUGGAAAGAAGAGCGAGAUAUUUUCUAAUCAAGAUAAAAUUGGAGCAGAAUUUACUAGAUGCUUACUCUGGGGAUGGAUGGAAUGGCCAAAGCCGAGAGAAAAUAAAACCAGAGAAGGAACUGCAGCGUGCCAAGAAACAGAUCAUAAAAUGCAAAAUUGCUAUACGUGAUGUUAUUCGCCAGCUUGAUUUGUAUAAUUCCACUGGGGGUGUUGAUGAUCCAGUGAUGCCUCCAGUUGCACGUACCAAUUCUGAACAUAUCAUGUGUUCGACAUGCAAGUCUCAUGAAUCAUUUCCCAGCAAUAAAAUUAUCCUCUGCGAAGGGGCUUGCAAAAGGGCAUAUCAUGAGAAAUGUUCGGAACCUCCUUUAGAAAAAAAUGCUCUUCCAACAAGUAGCCUUGGAUGGCUUUGCAAAUUCUGUUCGUGCAAGGUGAAAAUUUUAGAAGCUAUUAAUGCACAUCUAGGAACAAAUUUUACGGUGAAGUGCCCUUUUGAAGAUGUUUUCAAGGAAGCAACUGAACAAAUUGACUCUGAGGAUGCACUAGAUGAAGAUUGGCUUUCUGAGUAUUCAGGUGAUGAGGACUAUGAUCCUGAAGAAAACGAGGCCAGCAGCAGUUGCAUGAACAGUGGGGAAGAAAUUAUGUCUGAUGAUUCCAAUGGUUCAGGAAGUCCACUUUAUUCUCCAAAUGAUGAUAUUCCGGAAUUCAUAUCAGUAGAAUUCAAUAAUGCUGAAGGGUUCUGUCAUGCCAAUUUGGACUUAGGCAUUGAUUCUAGUGAAGAUGAUUGCGCACAGAUCCUUACACACCAAAGGCCAAGAAGAGAUGUUGAUUACCGAAGACUUAAUGAGGAAAUGUUUGGAAAAAUAAUUGAGAAUGAAGAGCCGAGUGAGGAUGAAGAUUGGGGUCAUGACAGAAGAAAGAAAAGAAAAACACGUGCAAGGAGUGUUGGGGAUAAUUCUGUUGAGGGUUUCUCGAAUGUUAUAUCAGAUGAAAAGAUCCAGAAGAAGGGGAGAAAACUUUUCAGGAUUCCUCCCGAGGCAGUCGAGGUGCUUCGCAAAUCUUUUGCUGAAAAUGAGCUCCCACCCCGGGAUGUCAAAGAAAAUCUCUCGAAAGAAUUGGACAUCUCUUUUGAAAAGAUUGAUAAAUGGUUCAAAAAUACUCGGUGUGCUGCUCUCAGAGAUCGUAAGGCUGAAGGGAACAGUCGUAGUACCGCUCCCAGCAAAAGCUCAAGAAGUAAAGGAAAAGCUGGAAUCUCAGGCAAGGCUGAAAGAAAUGGUCAUGUUACUGCUUCCUCCAAUAACUUGGGAACAGGCGAAGAAAAAGCUAUCUUGGGCAAGGUUGAUUCAGGAGACAAUUCAUGCUUUGUUCCCUUGUCUGAAAUCAUCAAUGUGCCUACACGAUUGCAACGGAAUCUUGAGAAGAGGAAGAUGGAAUCAACUAGCAGUCCUGUGAGGCCAGCUUGUUCUCCAACAGACCAAGUCAAGGAGAGUACGUCACCUACAAGCAAGUCUUGUCUGUGGACAGAUUUGAGCCAUCCAAUAAACAAUGAAGUCAGCACUGGAGAGCAAGCUGCUUCACAGUUAGAUAGUGGUGCCUGCGCUGAAGAGCAAGCUGCUCCUCAGAUGGAUACUGGUGCCUGUGCUGAAGAGCAAGCUGCUUCUGAGAUGGAUACUGGUGCCUGCGCUGAAGAGCAAGCUGCUCCUUUGGUGGAUGUUGGGGCCUCAGAUUAUCAGCCUUUCCUGGAUGUGAUCGAUGAGAUGUGCGGACUUGAAUGUAGGCUGCAGAAGCUGAAGAAGAACAUGCUGUCAUCAGGAGCAGAGGGCUGUGGUAAUGGUGGGAGUGACAUGAAAAACCAAGCUGUGGUGCUCGUGCCAUCCGCUGAGCUCAAGGAAAAAGCGUAGCAUGGCGCUUUAUCUGGGCAUUGCCCAUAGGUUUUAUAUAGCAGAUAACUGUAUAGAGAACCAAGAAAAAAAAAAGGAAACAAGAAACAGACAAGUGCCGGCUUACAUAACAUACUGUCAGAGUGCCUGUGCGGCCUCGACAUUACUAAUAGGCGUCUGGUAGUCUAAACGAGCCAGAAACAUACCUUCGGUGCCUUGGGAAUUUUAUAUGUUCUAGAUCAGAGUUGGACCUGUUAGCAAAGCUGUUCUUAUCCAAGUGAUGGUUGUACCAAGCACACUGAUCUCAACCUGUCAUUUAAUUUCAAAGAGAACUUAGCAUGCAUGCAUGAUUCUCCU
This is a messenger RNA of Panicum hallii, 2896 nucleotides long. RefSeq names its product pathogenesis-related homeodomain protein. Gene Ontology annotation, biological process: chromatin organization; regulation of DNA-templated transcription. The transcript is spliced from 12 exons. Gene Ontology annotation, cellular component: nucleus. Gene Ontology annotation, molecular function: chromatin binding; DNA binding. The coding region runs from base 335 to 2560 and encodes 741 amino acids. NCBI's taxonomy places the organism in Eukaryota, Viridiplantae, Streptophyta, Magnoliopsida, Poales, Poaceae. The record is from RefSeq and is a predicted model, not a curated record.